AUGGCCAUCUUCGCACCCCUGGCCUCUGGCAUUCUGUUGUUGCUGUGCCUAAUUGCCCCCAGCAGAGCCUGCACAUGUGCUGUACCCCACCCGCAAAUGGCCUUCUGCAGUUCUGACAUAGUCAUCAGGGCCAAGUUCAUGGGGAACGCAGAAGUCAACCGGACAAACUUACACCAGCGUUAUGAGAUCAAGAUAACCAAGAUGUUCAAAGGGUUCAGUGCCUCAGGAGAUGUUCCUAACAUCCAGUUCGUCUAUACUCCUAUCAUGGAGAGCGUCUGUGGGUACUCCCACAAGUCCCAGAACCACAGUGAGGAGUUUCUCAUCGCUGGACAACUUCUGGAGGGGCACCUGCACAUCACCACCUGCAGCUUCAUAGCUCCUUGGAGCAGUCUGAGCUCUGGUCAGCGUCAAGGUUUCACCAAAGCCUAUGCUGCUGGCUGUGAGGAAUGCACAGUUUUCCCCUGUUCAUCCAUCCCCUGCAACCUGGAGAGUGACACUCAUUGCCUGUGGACAGACCAACUUCUCUCAGGCUCUGAGAAGGGCUUCCAGAGCCGCUACCUUGCCUGCCUGCCACGAGUGCCAGGGUUGUGCACCUGGCAGUCCCUGAGGCCCCGGAUAGUAUGA
Molecule: messenger RNA, 624 nt
Organism: Orycteropus afer afer
Lineage: Eukaryota; Metazoa; Chordata; Mammalia; Tubulidentata; Orycteropodidae
Source: RefSeq, a predicted model, not a curated record